UCACGUGACUCUGUUGGCACUGCGCAUGCGUGUAGGAUAUGUGGGCGAACUGGAGUGAAACAUAUGAACUUUGCCAUGAUCUUGCGCACUGUUAUACAGAGACGAGGCUUAUUCUUGCCUUUUGUGUAUAAUUUACAACGGCGAGCUAUAACAGUCCAGAACCUCUGCCUGUCUUCACACAAUGAUGAAGUUCACCUGGCGGAGGAAGCCAGCAAGAAAUAUGGAAGUCCUACUCCGACUAUAUUUUCCAAAAUUAUUGACAAAACAAUUCCUGCAGACAUAAUUUACGAAGAUAACAAGUGUUUAGCAUUUCGGGACAUCAGUCCCCAGGCUCCCGUGCAUUUCCUGGUUAUUCCCAGAACUCCUAUCCCAAGGAUAAGUGAAGCUCAUGAUGACGAUGCACCGCUCCUUGGACAUCUCUUGGUAGUAGCAAAAAACCUGGCGAAGAAAGAAGGAUUAAGUGAGGGAUACAGAUUGGUCAUCAACGAGGGGAAACAUGGGGCUCAGUCUGUGUAUCACCUGCACCUUCAUGUCCUUGGAGGGCGACAGAUGCAGUGGCCUCCAGGAUAGAUGACCACUCCAUCUAUUAGUAUAACCGUGAAGAGGACAUAUAUUCAAUUUACAUAAAUAGCUAGUUACAGCAUAUCAAAAAUAAUAGAAAUGAUAAGAUAAAGAAUGAGGCAAGCAAUAUGGUUUGUUUGUUUUGUUUUUUUCUUCUGAGAAACAAACAGAAAUGAUUGUCCAAAAUAACACAGUAAUAAUAAAGUAAAUAUAUUUUUAAA
This is a messenger RNA of Ictalurus punctatus (channel catfish), 782 nucleotides long. RefSeq names its product histidine triad nucleotide binding protein 2 (gene hint2). NCBI's taxonomy places the organism in Eukaryota, Metazoa, Chordata, Actinopteri, Siluriformes, Ictaluridae. The transcript is spliced from 5 exons. The coding region runs from base 64 to 570 and encodes 168 amino acids. Gene Ontology annotation, molecular function: hydrolase activity. Gene Ontology annotation, cellular component: mitochondrion; cytoplasm. The record is from RefSeq and is a predicted model, not a curated record.